AUGAAGUUUCCAUGGUGUUCUCAAGCGAAAUACUUGGGAAUCAUCAUCGACAACAAAAUUUCCUGGCUUUCUCACGUGGACUAUGUAGUGGCGAAGGUCAAGACAGCAACCAAGGCGCUUUAUUCUUUACUUUGCGGCAAGAGUAAGCUUUCUCUGCGAAACAAACGGCAAUUGUAUUUGUUUUUACAUCCAACCAGCAAUGACAUAUGCAUCUGCUGCUUGACCUACAACUCCACUGCCCUAGCGUCGGCACCUCCAGUGCGACAGAACAACUUGCUGCGUGUUCUUACAAAGGCACCAUGUUUGGAGUUUGCGUCGCUACAGACGCAGUUGAAAAUCUUAAACAACUUUGUUACAAUAAAUAAAGAAGAGCUUAACUUUUUAGAAUCUUUUGCACUGGUAGAAAUUCUAACGAGAUUUUUAAAUAAUUCUGAGUUCAGUUAUUCGGAGUCGCACCGUCCGAAUUGCUUAUUACUAUUGGCUGCGUUGGCUUCUACGUCCACGCGCGCGGUAGAGCAUAUCCGCAAGCACGCCGACUAUAAAACUUUAAGUGGUCUUUCAUUAAUCCAAUCAAUUCCACUCGAACUUUUUAAAACUGGAAAAAAAGAAACUUUGCAUGCUCAUAAGAAAAGCAAACUGGAACGACAAAAUCUUCAAGAUUUGAGAAUUUUGCUUUCCAAGCUAAAAGCCAGUGACCAAUGCAUGGAAUACAUCCUCUUUGCCACGCGCCAACGGUUGCACGUGUAUGACGCAGUUAACAAGAAAAAAAAGUCGCACAGAUAUUCAAUUAGCGAUGAUGCAAGUUUUCGUGUUCCGUCCGGCUCUCAAGACUCACGUGCUAUGCUAAGGGAGACAUGCAUUCGUUCAUUAGCGCUUUUAUCCACUGUUGACGAAAAUUGCAUUCUCAUUGGAGAGUCCGACGGGUUACAAGUGCUUCUGGACACAUUAGAAUUAACGCCUUCACAGUACACUUCAGAGCAAAUCGCUCAGGAAAAGUUGGAAGUCGCGCGCAUCGUCGCAAAUUUAUCAGCUCAAGGAAAGCGCGCUUCAUUAUUUAUCGUUGAUAAAAAAAAUUUAGCGAAUAACUUUUAA
Messenger RNA from Zophobas morio, 1092 nucleotides. RefSeq lists its product as uncharacterized. Bases 1 to 1092 code for a protein of 363 amino acids. The transcript is spliced from 8 exons. Lineage: Eukaryota; Metazoa; Arthropoda; Insecta; Coleoptera; Tenebrionidae. The record is from RefSeq and is a predicted model, not a curated record.